AUGCCACAUCGCAAGGUGCACGUACGAACGCAUCACCACCGCUAUUGCACGCACCGCUCGGCCCGUCACUCUUUACCACUUUCCCGCCGGAAGCAUCGGUUGAGCCGUCGAGACGGGUUUCCAGGCAACUCGUCGUCGGAAGAACCCCCUCGUCCUCGUCACGACCCUCCGCCAUCGGGUCACCGACCGACUCUCGCCGCCAGCCCAUGUCCAUCGACAGCAACCCGGCAGCCGGCAAACGACGCGAUCCAUCGUCGCCAUAUCGAAAACCGUCACCCACUCGAGCUCUCCCGCGGCCCUUCCUUGGACCGUCCAUCGUUCCCGCCACGGGCCCAUCGUGAGACCAUCGACAACCUUCACCGACCCGUUUCGACGCCCACGACCGCCGCCAUGGGUCAGAGCUUCAUCCACCGCAUCCAGGCGAAGCUCGAGCUUUUCCGCCUCGAGAAGCGCUACACGCAGCGCCGCCAUCGCCGCUCCGCAUUCGUCUCCAACGCCGUGUACGUCGACGGCGAGUACAUCUACCAGACGCCGAACAGCACCGGUUCCUACACCGACUUCAACGGAAACCGCAUCGACGCCCUGCACGGCGAAAAGGCGGUGGCCGUCUCUGCCGCCAAGCACACCGCCAUCAUGGCCGCGACGCCUGCCUCGACGGCCAUCCCCGCGUCGGACUCCAAGAGGGUGCAUCGUUUCGGCGAAAUGCCGGGCAUCGGUGACUCCUUCGGCAGCUUCGGCAAGGACGAGCAGCAUGUCGCCGAGCCCCGCGUGAGGGUGACGAGGUGA
Drechmeria coniospora is the source of this 786-nucleotide messenger RNA. RefSeq lists its product as uncharacterized. The record is from RefSeq and is a predicted model, not a curated record. Bases 1 to 786 code for a protein of 261 amino acids. The transcript has a single exon. NCBI's taxonomy places the organism in Eukaryota, Fungi, Ascomycota, Sordariomycetes, Hypocreales, Ophiocordycipitaceae.